Messenger RNA from Didymella exigua CBS 183.55, 337 nucleotides. The record is from the annotation of a RefSeq genome assembly. Lineage: Eukaryota; Fungi; Ascomycota; Dothideomycetes; Pleosporales; Didymellaceae.
AACGUACUCUAUCACCGAGCCGGUCAUAUCACCGAACUGCUCAAAAUGUCUUGGCACAACGAACACCCUCUUUGUUGCAACAUGCCUUAACUACAUAACGCGUUACUAUGUGAACACGAAGGUAGAGUUAACCUUGCCCUUAAAGCUCUUUAUUUAAAACAAUUUAAAAGCUAGAGAGUAGCUGCGCGCGCUUUUAACGUUAAACAACGCAUUCUCUCUACACGCGUUAGAGGAGCCCUAUUUAUCCUUAAAUAAGCACCUAACAGCUACAAACUUACGCUUACAGAAGAGUAAACAAUUGUCUAAUAUAUCCUUAACCUAGAUUCGCGAGGAUUCG